AACAAGAUGCAAAUAAUGCUGGCUGACGGAGCUUCGCUCUGGUUGGCUCUUCUCGGUCACGUGUCAGAACCCACAAAGCCCCGCCCCUCCCCUCCGAGGCCGCUCGUGAGAGUUCGAGCUCGCGCGCCGUCCGGUUCAGUGACACCUGGAAUAAAGCGCGCGGAUGCACCUGCAGUUACCGAACAUGGCUCUUGUGUUGUGUCCCUGCACUGCCGUCCUCUCGUCUCGCUCCAGUGGUGUCCGUGUCCAACUAUCACCCUCUGCGUGCAACUGAGAAGAACCAUGCUGUCGGGCAGCUGGCGCCGCGGAACCAUCAUCCCGUCUGCGAGCGGGCCGGGCACGAGUAAAGGCGGGUCGAGACUGGGCAGCACUGUGAUUCUAGAAGCUCAGUAUGACUAUUCGUACCGCGGCGCCGACGGCCGUCUGGUCUCCAUACACGAGGGCGAGCGCUUUCUGCUCCUGAAGAAGACUAAUGCGGACUGGUGGCAGGCACGGAGGAUCGGGGUGGGCGUGAAGGUCAAACCAAUAUAUGUGCCGGCUACAUACGUCAUUGAGCUGCCCGUCAGCACGUUCCGCCCAUCGCUGCCCAGCAGCCAAUCAGCAUCUGAGAGUCUCAAGAUGUUCUUCCAAGCUCCACGAGGUUCCCUCACACCCUGCAUGCAAACGCACUGCUCAGUGCCUGAUAAGCAGUUCUGUCGUUCCAUGGAGAAUCUCAGCUGCAGCAGUGCCUUGAUGGACAAACACACAGGCCGAGUCUCAGUAAGAGGACAUUUCCCAGCGUUCCCCGCUUCCUCCACCUCGCCCUCAGGUCACCUGACGAUCCCAGGUGGAUACUCGAGUCCAGGCGCUCCCAUCGCCCGCAGCCAAAGCUCCAGCAAUCUGCCCCAGAACCCGUACCAGGACACGAGCCGCUCCACGGCGAGCGUGAGCAGCCCGACCCGAUCGUACAGCCAGUGGGACGUGAGCGCGGCCGCACGCAGACACACACACGGACACAUACAGCUCUCAUCAUCAGACUACAUUUCCCAGAGUUCUCUGUCAGAGCAGGGGAAAAGACAGUGGGCGGAGCCUCCCAAGCCGUCACCGGGUCAGAAGCCCCUCCAGACGCUGCAGCAGUGGGAGCAGUACCGCGACCCCGGCACCGGACGCUGUUACUACGUCAACACCGUCACGAAGGAGCGCUCGUGGAAACCUCCGCGCCGAGCCCGCGAGAGCAACGAAAGCAGGGGUAAUGUGGUUCAGCGUGACUUCAGGCACCUGUCGCUCCCCUUACAGAACUCAGGAAGCAGCUCGAUGCACAGGCUGUCACCUGACCUCACCUACAUUACCCAUGAUGCCAAUGGUUGGCAGCUGAAUCAGAGCAUGCAGCGCACCUCGUCGUUUGACACGCCCCGCUCCACCUCGAGCGUCUUUGAGGAUUCACACCGCAAGGACUCCGGGGGCGUGGCCCACAUGAGCCACUCCUACUCCAUGUUCCUGCAGUCACAGGCACAGAGGACAUCCGCAAACGGAAAGUCAGACUACAGGCUGGUGGUGGAAGCGCCUUCAUCUGACAGCUCACCAGAUAGUGAAGGUGUCUCACCGGAACUGGAAAAGGCCGGUCUGCUUAACAAAACCAAGAUAGCAGAAGGAGGCAGGAAACUGAGGAAAAACUGGAACCCUUCAUGGGUGGUGCUGGUGGGAAACAGUCUCGUCUUCUUCAAAGACCCUAAAAGCCAGAAUCCUGACAGCUGGAAGCCGGGUAACAGCCGUCCGGAGAGCAGCGUGGAUCUGAGAGGAGCUCAGCUUCAGUGGGCCAAUGAUCUGUCCAGCAAAAAAAACGUCUUCAAGCUGAGGACGAUUACGGGAAAUGAAUUCUUGCUGCAGUCGGAGACGGACUCUCUCAUCAGAGAAUGGUACAGAACCAUCCAGAACGUCAUCGACAGACUGGAUAAAGAGAAUCCUCUAGAUAACGUGCUGCUGUAUUCUCUGAGGAGAGCCGGAUCCGUCGAGAUGUUGGACCAGAGCGGAGACGAGGACGAGAACCGUGGAGGAUUCAAGGCAUCGCUCCCUCGCUCCACCUCUUACAUGGAGAACUCGGAACGCAAGCGUGUGAAGAGCCGUUUGAAGAAGCUGAUCCUCAGGCGACCUCCACUGCAGACGCUGCAGGAGAAAGGACUCAUCAAAGAUCAGGUGUUUGGCUGCGGACUGGAGCUGCUGUGUGAGAGGGAGAAAUGCACCGUUCCACAGUUCGUCAAGAAAUGCACUGAAGCCGUGGAGAGGAGAGGGUUGGAGACCGAUGGGAUUUACAGAGUCAGUGGGAAUCUUGCCGUCAUUCAGAAACUGCGCUUUGCUGUCAAUCAUGAGCGAGCAGUGACCACAGACGGACGCUAUCUCUUCCCUGUGGAUUUAGUGCAAGAGCGUCUGGAUCUGGACGACCCGCAGUGGGAGGACAUUCACGUCAUCACUGGAGCGCUCAAACUGUUCUUCAGAGAGCUACCCGAGCCGCUCGUCCCGUACGGAUUCUUCCACGACAUCGUCGAGACCGUCAAAAUAUCUGAUUACCUGGAUAAGGUGGACCGACUGAAGCUUCUGGUCAUCAGCAUGCCUCCACCAAACCACGACACCUUGAGUCACAUGAUACGCCAUCUGAAACGGGUGAUGGAGAGCUCCGACAGCAAUCGCAUGACGACUCAGAACAUCGGCAUCGUGUUCGGCCCCACGCUGAUGCGUCCGGAGAACGAGUGCGGAAACAUGGCCAUCAACAUGGUGUAUCAGAACCAGGCCAUCGAGCUGCUGCUGAGCGAAUACGAGCGGAUCUUCGGAGCCGAGCAGACGGGAUCUUACUGAGAUCAGGGACACACGGACGGAUUCACGGAUGCUCUUCACGAGAUCUGCGUUGUUAGUCGACAAACUCACGAUAUACGAGAGCUGUUUGUGAACGGGUGGAUCUCAUGAAAGCACAGCCGGGUCACGUCACUGUAGCUUGAAAAAUACAAACAAUAUUUUGCAUAAAGACGGAUCAUUUUCGCCACACAUUUUCAGAUGUUUUUUUUUUAUUUUUUUUUACUGUAAAAAUUCUCCAAAGCUCUCUAAAGUUUUGUUUUAUUGUACUACAUAAAUAAUAGUAAUAAUAAAAAAUAAUAAUGAA
Messenger RNA from Megalobrama amblycephala (Wuchang bream), 3130 nucleotides. RefSeq names its product Rho GTPase activating protein 9 (gene arhgap9). The transcript is spliced from 20 exons. Gene Ontology annotation, molecular function: protein binding; phospholipid binding. Lineage: Eukaryota; Metazoa; Chordata; Actinopteri; Cypriniformes; Xenocyprididae. Gene Ontology annotation, cellular component: cytoplasm. The record is from RefSeq and is a predicted model, not a curated record. Bases 7 to 2829 code for a protein of 940 amino acids. Gene Ontology annotation, biological process: signal transduction; regulation of GTPase activity.